UCUGCAGUUUAAAAUUCUAUUUGGAGUUUUAGAAGAAACAAAACUGUGUUUUCACCAGGAAAACGAGGCAACUUGUUAUUUUCCAUCAGAGUAAAACAGACAUGGAAACGUUCUUGGUGAAAAAGGGUGAUGUACUUCACAGCUGCAAAACCCGCUACAGGGUAAUGGACUUCAUUGGAGAGGGAAGUUUUGGUAAAGUUGCCCAAUGUUUAGACCUAAACAUGGGCCGCAGAGUGGCUUUGAAAAUCCACAAAAAUAAUAAACACAUGGUGAACGAGAGUGAAGUGGCCAUACUGGAGAAGGUCCGUGCUCUUGACCCGGACCAAAACAACAUUGUUAAAUACAUUGAUAACUUCAGGUUCAAUGACAUCUCAUGUCUGGCGUUUGAAAUGUUGGACAGGAGCCUUUGGAAGUUGAUGGAGAUGGAUAAAUUUGAACCCCUGAGUCUGGCUGAAAUUCGCUCUGUGACCUAUCAGCUGCUGGUGGCCUUUGAAGCUCUCAAGAACAUUGGUAUCAUGCACACAGACCUGAAGCCCGACAACAUCAUGCUCGUCAAUCACAGGGAUCAUCCAUUUAAAGUCAAGCUGAUUGACUUUGGAUUGGCUCUGCCAGUUCGUAAAGCAAAAGUUGGAAUGACCAUACAGCCCGCUGCCUACAGGGCUCUGGAAGUGAACUUGGGUCUACCCUUGUCUGAAUCUGUUGAUAUGUGGGGAGUGGGCUGCAUCAUGGCAUUUAUGUAUUUUGGCAUGAACCUCUUUCCCAGCAGCUGCGCAUACAAGUGGAUGAAAACUGUGAUAUGCUUACUAGGCCACCCGAACGACUUCCAGAUAACUACUGGCAAACACAGCUUGAUAUAUUUUACCUGGGAUGAGUGUGCACAGUGGAGACUGAGGACACCUGAGGAGUACCACAGGGAGACGGGAAUCAAACCGAUACAUUCGAGGCGGUUUACCGACCUUGCUAAGACCUUAGAGUCUCUGCCAAAGAAAACCUCAUCCAAACAGGACAACGCUGAAGAGAGGGUGGCAUUUUUUGACCUUCUUAAAUGUUGCCUGCAUCUGAACGCUGAGAAGCGAAUAAGGCCGAGGGAAGCGCUUAAACACAUUUUCAUAACAAACAUUCACUCAGUGGAUGCUGUAAAAAGCACUAAUAGGACCAAAAUUGAGUCAAUCCAUGCCAUUUGUUUGCCAGAAGUCCGUGGUGCCAACAAACCUGGGGCUGACAUGCCACCUGCUGAGACCGGUACUAGACCUAAGGAAGCCAGUAAACACGGUUCUACACAGAAGGUUUGCCUGGGGGACACCCCGAAAACAAGUUGUGUGAUCAGGGACGUGGUUCGUUCUGCCAGAAAACAAUCACGAAAAAAUGCAGAGGGCAGAAAGUUUCAGAAGAAAGCAGCAGUGCAAACUUCUGGAUGCCACUUACUCUUAGAUGUCACUAGCAACCAACCGAAACAGUUACAAAAUGCAGGAAAUGUCAACUUGUUGCCAGUGAUCAGUAAACAUACUGUUAAAAGAAGUUCUUUGACGUCUCCACCAUCAGCAGCCCACAGACCUCCACUUUCAGUUACUGAUGGUCAGCCUCAGCAUCACGUUCUCUCCCCAAAACCUGGCUGUGGACAAUCUAUUCCUCAUACCAACGUGCCUUCUCCGGUUCAAAGCCCGUCCUCUGAUACUUUAAUAAUUGGUGAUUCCAUUAUCAGAAAUGUGAAAUUGGAAACAGCCACAACAUACUGCUUCCCCACUGCUAAAGUUUUGGACUUGCUGGCAGAGAUCCCAUUGCUCUUGCACAAACAUCCGCACGCCAAAAAUGUUGUAAUUCACGUUGGAACCAACAACAUCUCCGUUCAAACAUCUGAAGUGCCCAAGCUUGAUUUCACCAGUCUCUUCCAGCUGCUUAAAGGCUAUAAAAAGUCUGUUUUUAUUUCUGGCCCCAUCCCGUCCAUCUGCAAAAAUCUCCAGCACUUCAGUAGACUCCUCUGCCUCCACAUAUGGCUGCAAUCGGUUUGUGCCUCACACAGAAUUGUUUUAAUUGACAAUUUUAAUCAUUUCUGGGGGAAACCAUCAUUUUUCAGCAGAGAUGGCAUCCAUCCUAACCCGGAGGGCUCCAGUGCCCUCGCCGCAAACAUUCUUCAUGCAAUCAACCCCACCAUACGCAAAUAAAAAAAUAAAACUAGCAUAAAACAAAACAAAAAUAAAAGAUUUUCCCAAGUUAAAAGUUGCCUUGUCUUUUAAAUAGUAAUGUUUGGGACCUGAUUUGCUAAAUCAAUUGCUUUUGUCACAUUCUGUGGCUUCAGUGUCACAGUGGCAGAGUUUUGUCUUACAUUUAGUGGGUGGAGUGUUAGUUAGAUGGCGAACGAGGCUACCAUAGUGUCUUCAUUAGUGAUAUCUGACAAUGAGUGCUUUUUACAUUCAAACUAAAUACAGAAAGACAAUCAGAUAAUGCAGUGAUUCACAAACUAGUGUGUACUGUAUAUAUUUCAAAUAAUUUGUCUUCAUUUGUCAAUGUGACAGUGACAGAAC
Molecule: messenger RNA, 2522 nt
Organism: Cynoglossus semilaevis (tongue sole)
Lineage: Eukaryota; Metazoa; Chordata; Actinopteri; Pleuronectiformes; Cynoglossidae
Product: homeodomain-interacting protein kinase 2-like
Exons: 1
Coding region: 102-2162 (686 amino acids)
Biological process (GO): smoothened signaling pathway; positive regulation of transcription by RNA polymerase II; intrinsic apoptotic signaling pathway in response to DNA damage by p53 class mediator
Cellular component (GO): cytoplasm; PML body; nucleus
Molecular function (GO): protein tyrosine kinase activity; transcription coactivator activity; protein serine/threonine kinase activity
Source: RefSeq, a predicted model, not a curated record